AUGGUUCACAAUGGAGGAAAUAAACAGUUGCAAACAGCACAAGAGGCUGUUAAAGCCAAGAUGAAGACAAGGUUCCAGAUCAUAUCUGAAGUGAUUGCAAAGCAAGGAAAGCCAACCCUCCUCAACAGUAUUUACACAGAGCUCUACAUCACAGAGGGGGAGGGUGAGGGGGUCAAUACCGAACACGAGGUGAAACAGAUUGAGACAGCAUCCAGGACACAGACCACACACGACACUGCGAUCAACUGCAAUGACAUCUUUAAACCCUUACCUGGACAAGAAAAACGCAUCAAAAUUGUGCUGACAAAGGGGAUCGCUGGCAUUGGAAAAACAGUCUCUGUGCAGAAGUUCAUUCUGGACUGGGCAGAAGGGAAAGCCAAUCAGGAUGUUCACUUCAUCUUUGCUCUUCCUUUUCGGGAGUUGAAUUUGCUGAAGAUGAAACAAUUCAGUCUAAUGGAGCUUAUUCACUAUUAUCACCCAGAGCUGGACAAGGUCGAAAGCAUUGAACAAGAUGAAAUCAAAGUUCUGUUUAUUUUUGAUGGUCUGGAUGAGUGUCGACUUCCUCUAGAUUUCCAGAACAAUGAGCGCUGGUGUGAUAUAACUGAGUCAACAUCAGUGGACGUGUUGCUGACCAACCUCAUUAAGGGGAAUCUGCUUCCCUCUGCACUCCUCUGGAUCACCACCCGACCAGCAGCAGCCAAUCAGAUCCCUCCUGAGUGCGUACACCAGGUAACAGAGGUGCGAGGGUUUAAUGAUACACAGAAGGAGGAGUACUUCAGGAAAAAAGUCAGUGAUGAGAAAGUGGCCGACAGAAUUAUCUCACACAUUAAGUCAUCCAGGAGUCUCUACAUCAUGUGUCACAUUCCAGUCUUCUGUUGGAUUUCUGCUACUGUUCUGGAGGCAAUGUUAAAUGAAGAAGACAGUGGAGAAAUCCCCAAAACUCUGACUGAAAUGUACACACACUUCCUGCUGCUUCAGACUAAUGUAAAGAAUCAAAAGUAUCAGAUGAGAAAAAAAAAAGCCCCACAAGGUUUGCUGAAGUCGGACAGAGAGAUGAUAAUGAAACUGGGGGAGCUGGCUUUCCAACACCUGGAGGAUGGCAAUCUCAUAUUCUAUGAAGUAGAUCUGAGGAAGGUUGGCAUAGAUGUCAGUGCAGCUUCUGUGUACUCUGGGUUGUGCACAGAAAUAUUUAAAGAGGAGUCAUUUUCAGAGAUGUACCGAGGCAGAGUGUUCAGUUUCAUACACCUGAGCAUCCAGGAGUACCUGGCUGCUCUGUAUGUGUUCGUCUCCUACAGAACCAGCAAGACAAAUCUGCUUGACCAAAGCCCCACUGAGAUGGCAAACAGGCGCUCUGAGGAAACCUCUUUAUUCAACCUGCACAAGAUGGCAGUGGAUCAGGCAUCACAGAGUCAGAGUGGGCACCUAGACCUUUUCCUCCGAUUCCUGCUUGGCCUCUCUCUGGACUCCAAUCAGACUCUCUUACAAGGCCUGACACAGACAGGAAUCAUCACAAUGAGCACCUCAGAGAGCACCAAGAAAACGCUCCAUUACAUUAAGGAAAAGAUCAAGGAGGAUCUCCCCCCAGAGAGGACCAUAAAUCUUUUCCACUGUCUGAAUGAACUGAAUGACCAUACUCUAGUGAAGGAAAUCCAGGGAUUUCUAAGCUCAGGAGGUAUUGAAAGAAGAGAACUCACACCUACACAGCUUUCGGCUCUGGUCUUUGUGUUGCUGAAGUCAGAAGAGGACCUGGAUGAGUUUGACUUCAGAAAGUACAGCAGAUCAGAGGAAGGGCUGUUUCGUAUGCUGCCAGUGGUAAAAUUCUCCAGAAGAGCUCUAAGUAUUUCGACAGAGUUGCAAGACUGUAACCUCACAGAGAAUUGCUGUGAUACGCUGGCCUCAGCUCUCAGCUCAAACCCCUCUCACCUGAGAAAGCUGUACCUGAGUUUUAAUGACCUGAAGGAUUCAGGAGUGGAGCUGCUCUGUGCUGGACUGAGGAAUCCACACUGCAGAUUGGAGAUCCUGGGGUUGCAAUGGUGUAAACUCACAGAGAAUUGCUGUGAUGCGCUGGCCUCAGCUCUCAGCUCAAACCCCUCUCACCUGAGAAAGCUGUACCUGAGUGACAAUGAGCUGCAGGAUUCAGGAGUGGAGCUGCUCUCUGCUGGACUGAGGAAUCCACACUGCAGACUGGAGACCCUGGGGCUUUGGAGAUGUAAACUCACAGAGAAAUGCUGUGAUGCGCUGGCUUCAGCUCUCAGCUCAAACCCCUCUCACCUGAGAAAGCUGCACCUGAGUAACAAUGACCUGCAGGAUUCAGGAGUGGAGCUGCUCUCUGCUGGACUGAGGAAUCCACACUGUAAACUGGAGAUACUGAGUCUGUGGAUGUGUGGCGUCACAGAGACAGGCUGUGCUCACCUGGCCUCGGCUGUGUGUUCAAACCCCUCACACCUGAGAGAGCUGAAUCUCAGAGCAAAUGACUUGCAGGGUUGUAAAGAGAAGCUCUUCUCUGCCAUACAAAAUGAUCCACGAUGCAACUUGAAGGUGUUGGUGUGA
This is a messenger RNA of Megalops cyprinoides (Indo-Pacific tarpon), 2550 nucleotides long. Its product is annotated as NACHT, LRR and PYD domains-containing protein 3-like. The coding region runs from base 1 to 2550 and encodes 849 amino acids. The record is from RefSeq and is a predicted model, not a curated record. Lineage: Eukaryota; Metazoa; Chordata; Actinopteri; Elopiformes; Megalopidae. Gene Ontology annotation, molecular function: protein binding. The transcript is spliced from 8 exons.